Messenger RNA from Cavenderia fasciculata, 429 nucleotides. It is a transcript of the gene txnl4a, whose product is annotated as thioredoxin-like U5 small nuclear ribonucleoprotein. Lineage: Eukaryota; Evosea; Eumycetozoa; Acytosteliales; Cavenderiaceae. The record is from RefSeq and is a predicted model, not a curated record. The transcript has 3 exons. Gene Ontology annotation, biological process: mRNA splicing, via spliceosome. The coding region runs from base 1 to 429 and encodes 142 amino acids. Gene Ontology annotation, cellular component: U4/U6 x U5 tri-snRNP complex; spliceosomal complex; U5 snRNP.
AUGUCAUUCUUAUUAUUUCAUUUAAGAAGUGGAUGGGCAGUCGAUCAAGCCAUCCUCUCUGAAGAAGAUAGAGUAGUUGUUAUACGUUUCGGUCACGAUUGGGACAAGGACUGUAUGAAACAAGAUGAAAUAUUAGCUGCCAUCGCUGAAAAGGUAUCAAAUAUGGCACUUAUCUAUGUAGUUGAUAUCUCUGAAGUACCAGACUUUAACAAGAUGUAUGAAUUGUAUGAUCCUUGUACUACAAUGUUUUUCUUUAGAAAUAAACAUAUUAUGAUUGAUCUUGGAACUGGUAAUAAUAACAAAAUUAAUUGGCCAUUAACGAGUAAACAAGAUAUGAUUGAUAUUAUAGAAACUGUUUAUGUUGGUGCUAGAAAGGGUAAAGGUCUUGUAAUCUCUCCCAAAGAUUAUUCUACCAAAUACAAAUACUAG